CGUGCGCCUCGGCUAAAGUAGCAAAACAAGCUCCGGUGUUUUCGUCUGUCUGCGCUGUUCCGCUUCGUUCUGCGCUGUUUUCCGUGUUUUCCGCUCCGGACUGCACGAUGGAGAAUCUUCCACGGCUCCGGAGGGGCUUCCGGGACGUUUAACGGUUUCCAGGUUGAAGUUUGAAGCUCACGCUGCUCCCAGCUAGCAGCUAGCAGCUAGCAGCUCGGCUAACAGACGCAGUGUGGACGUUUUGAAAGCCGUCAUGGCCGCCCUGGAGCAGUGGGUCAGCGAUCGCCUCCAUGACAUCCUGGGUUUGAGCGACCGCCACGUGUCUCAGUUCCUGAUCGGCGUGGCCCGCAGGGCGUCCAGUCCAGAGGACUUCCUGUCCCGCCUGCAAGACACCGGGACCGUCCACAUGGACCACAACGUCAUUGCCUUCGCCACGGAGCUGUACGGCAAGGUUCCCCGGCAGCAGGCUGCGGAGAAGCCGUCUCGGGCUCUGGAGCGUCAGGCCAUAGAGAUGGACCGGAAGAACCGAACGUACACCCUGCUGGAGGACAGCGAGGAGGAGACGGACGGCGUCCAGCAGGACAGACCCGGGAAGAAGACGAAGACCAGCAGAGACGGAGAACGUUGAAAGAGGAAGAACUUCAGACAGAAGACCGACCUUCCGUCGUCCAGCGAGGACGAAGCUCCGUCCAGGUUCUCUGUUACUCUGUCAGCCGAGACCGGAGGAGAACCGGGACGAGGAGGAGGAGAGGAGGAGGAGGAGUGGGAGGAGGAGGAGCGUCGGCGUCUGCAGGACCUCGAGGAGCGAGACGCCUUCGCCCAGAGAGUGAGACAGAAGGACAAGGACCGGACCCGGAACAUCGCCGAGAGGACGGACAAGAAGGCCUACGAAGAGGCCCAGAAGAGGCUGAAGAUGGCCGAGGACGACCAGAAGAACAUGCUCCCCCGGCUCCGGGAGGUGUCCCGCUGGGAGUACCUGAAGAAGCGGGAGCAGGAGAAGCUGGAGGACCUGGAGGCGGAGAUCCAGGACGAGGAGUACCUGUUCUCCUCCGCGGCCCUGACAGCCCGCGAGCAGAAGGAUCUGGAGUACAAGAGGACCCUGCGGGACCUGGCCCAGGACUACAAGAGGGCCGGCGCCCGGGAGCAGGAGGAGCGCCGCAACCGCUACUACAUGCCCCGGGAGAACCGCAGCAAGGUGGGGUCCGGCCCGGGCCGGGGGGGAGGUCCCCAGAGGGACCUGGACCUGGACGAGGCCCCCCCGGAGCCGGGGGGCGAGCAGGGCCGCUGGGAGGAGGACCGCCUGAGGACCGCCGCGCUACGCUUCGGGGCGAGAGAGGAGCGCGAGCAGGGAGCGAGGAGGGAGCGGGAGAAGUACCAGCUGCUGCUGGAGGAGGACCAGAUGAUCCACUUCGUCAGCACCGCCAUCACCAUGAGGGGCACCCGGGAGGAGGACCCGGAGCCGGUCCAGUCCCAGGCCCAGCUGAAGCAGCAGUCCAUGCAGGAGGUGCGCCGCAGCCUGCCCAUCUUCCCCUACCGGGACGCCCUGCUGCAGGCCGUCCAGCAGCACCAGGUCCUGGUCAUCGAGGGCGAGACCGGCUCCGGCAAGACCACCCAGAUCCCCCAGUACCUCAUGGAGGACGGUUUCACCAGAGGAGGGAUGAAGAUCGGCUGCACUCAGCCUCGCCGGGUUGCCGCCAUGUCUGUUGCGGCUCGAGUCGCCGAGGAGAUGAGUGUGAAGCUGGGAAACGAGGUGGGCUACAGCAUCCGCUUCGAGGACUGCACGUCGGAGAGGACGCUGCUCAAGUACAUGACGGACGGCAUGCUGCUGCGGGAGUUCCUCACAGAGCCCGACCUGGCCAGCUACAGUGUGAUUAUCAUCGACGAGGCCCACGAGCGCACGCUGCACACCGACAUCCUGUUCGGCCUGAUCAAAGACAUCGCCCUCCGGGCGGACCUGAAGGUGCUGGUGGCCAGCGCCACCCUGGACACCGAGCGCUUCUCCGCCUUCUUCGAUGACGCGCCGGUGUUCCGGAUCCCUGGCAGGAGGUUCCCCGUGGACAUCUUCUACACCAAGGCUCCGGAGGCGGACUACCUGGAGGCCUGCGUGGUGUCGGUGCUGCAGAUCCACGUCACCCAGCCGACCGGGGACGUCCUGGUGUUCCUCACUGGCCAGGAGGAGAUCGAGGCGUGCUGUGAGCUCCUUCAGGAACGUUGUCGUCGUUUGGGUUCUAAGAUCGCAGAGCUGCUGAUUCUUCCGAUCUACGCCAACCUGCCGUCCGACAUGCAGGCCAAGAUCUUCAACCCCACCCCGCCCGGAGCGCGCAAGGUCGUCGUCGCCACGAACAUCGCAGAGACGUCGCUCACCAUCGACGGCAUCAUCUACGUCAUCGACCCCGGAUUCUGCAAGCAGAAGAGCUACAACGCCCGGACCGGCAUGGAGUCUCUGAUCGUCACCCCCUGCUCCCGGGCCUCGGCCAAUCAGAGAGCGGGCCGUGCGGGCAGAGUGGCUGCUGGGAAAUGUUUCCGUCUCUACACGGCCUGGGCCUUCAAGCACGAGAUGGAGGAGACGACCGUCCCCGAGAUCCAGAGGACCAACCUGGGCAACGUGGUGCUGCUGCUCAAGAGCCUGGGCAUCAACGACCUGAUUCACUUCGACUUCAUGAACCCGCCCCCCCACGAGACCCUGGUCCUGGCUCUGGAGCAGCUCUACGCUCUGGGAGCGCUCAACCAUCUGGGGGAGCUCACCAAGCUGGGCCGGAGGAUGGCGGAGCUGCCGGUCGACCCCAUGCUGAGCAAAAUGAUCCUGGCUUCAGAGCAGUAUAAAUGCUCGGAGGAGGUGCUGACCAUCGCCGCCAUGCUGUCCGUCAACAACUCCAUCUUCUACCGGCCCAAAGACAAGGUCGUCCACGCCGACAACGCCCGCAUGAACUUCGUGGUUCCAGGCGGAGACCACCUGGUUCUGCUCAACGUCUACACCCAGGUUAUGGGUGAGUCAGGGUUCUCCACUCUGUGUUAUGAGAACUUCAUUCAGUUCCGCUCUAUGAGACGGGCGCGGGAUGUCCGGGACCAGCUGGAGGGCCUGAUGGAGCGCAUCGAGGUGGAGGUGGUGAGCUGCAGCGACGACAACGUGCCGAUCCGCAAGGCGGUGACGGCGGGGUACUUCUACCACACGGCCCGGCUCAGUAAAGGAGGCUACAAGACGGUGAAGCAGCAGCAGACGGUCUACGUUCAUCACAGCAGCCUGUUCGAGGAGCAGCCGCGCUGGAUCCUGUACCACGAGCUGGUCUUCACCACCAAGGAGUUCAUGAGACAGGUGGUGGAGGUGGAGAGCAGCUGGCUCCUGGAGGUGGCCCCCCACUACUACAAGAGUAAAGAGCUGGAGGACAGCAGCAGCAGGAAGAUGCCCCGCAAGCAGGGCAAGACCAAGGAGGAGCUGGGCUGAGGGCCCGGGGCCAGACGGACCCCCGGACCCCCCCCGGCCCCACCCAUACCCACCCAGACCCCCCCCGGCCCCACUGAACCCCCAGCAGACAGCAGGCCCUGCCAGCUCUCCACAGCAGAAGGACCAUCAGGAGUCGCUCUGCCGUCAGCAGACCAAUCACAGACUGAGUGGGCGGGGCCUGAUGCAGAGUGACAGUCUGUGGGCGGAGCCAAGGCCUGAUGGAGCUUCUCCUUUUUCUUCCUCCUGUUUCACAAUAAAGGUCUUUUUGAGA
Messenger RNA from Salarias fasciatus (jewelled blenny), 3713 nucleotides. RefSeq names its product DEAH (Asp-Glu-Ala-His) box polypeptide 16 (gene dhx16). Gene Ontology annotation, molecular function: helicase activity; ATP binding; RNA binding. Gene Ontology annotation, cellular component: intracellular anatomical structure; catalytic step 2 spliceosome. The record is from RefSeq and is a predicted model, not a curated record. Lineage: Eukaryota; Metazoa; Chordata; Actinopteri; Blenniiformes; Blenniidae.